UUCUUCUCCAUCUGUGGCUUCAUGUCAAGCCUUCCUUAGGAUAUAACGAUUUUCUCUACGUGAACACAAUCUAGGGCACACUGCGAGCCUUAGUAUAUUCGGCUCUCUGGGUAAAAGAUUAGUCUCACAUCAUCUGGUACGAUUCGAAACAUUAUAUUCAGUGAUUACGGAGAUCACACGAAGCUUUUCUCGUUUCAACGAAUCCUCGCGAUUUGUAGAACAGAGGGAUGAAAGAUAAAUGGAACAAGCUUUCUUCCAUGAAGCCUUCUUAUAUUCAUUUCAUGCCAGGCACUAGCAACCUAAACUAGUGCGUCACAUAUUGCCCUUGGUAAUAAAUAAUUUCGUCGCAAAUCAAAAAACUAGCGGCUCCCACAAAUCUUUAAAUAUCACACCACUUCACUUUCGAGCAAGAACAUCGAUAUCAUCAUUUCGUGGCAGACUGGCAUCAAAUAAAUUCGAAGAAUCCAGUGAACGACUCUCAUCUUGACAGUUUGUGGCAUCAAAAUUGAAAUAUCACAAUUCGAUUAUUAACAAGAAUAACCAGAGUUGAAUUUCAAAAUACCAAUUCGAUUAAAGGAUUGAAAUUUACCCCGGAUUGUUUGCAAUUCGGCAUAGAAAACUGCUGGCUCCUCUGAAAUGCCUUCGACGGAAACACUUGAGGUUGUAAGACACCAAACUACCAUCUGGGCAGUAACGACUCGUAUUGCAGUCGUUGACGCAGUUGUCUCAGCACCUAUCGCUCUUCCAUCAUCUACAGAAUACUGUAGUAUCACUCAUCGCAUAGAUAAUAAUGUCUGCACUGGUGAUAUCGUCGGGCUCAUGAUAUUACUUGGUGGUUUUUUCAUUAGACUAAUUAUGAACAUGGCCAUUUGCUUUGAAGAGUCGGAGAAAGAUGUCAAGGAUUUGAUCGGUUGGUUGAAGUAUCGCCCAAAAGAGGAGUGGGAAGAUAUUAUAGAUUCGCGAGCCGAGGCUUUGGGUAACUGGACAGAAUGUCGACCCUACAAGGUGCAUCAUUCCAAGAAAAAGAAGAGAUCAUUGCUUUCCAUCUUUCGGGGAGCUUCAAAUGCAAUCAAACAGGACAAUGAUGUUAAAGAUUACAUACGAGGCGUGAGGGGAUUCAGUAAGAGUAUAAAAGUAGAUGACGAUGGAAAGAUCUCCCAGGAUACCAUAGAUGACCUGUUUUGAACGUGUACUCAUUACGGAAAGAGUAAAUAGUGGACGACCCUAUGGAUUCAGUGU
Molecule: messenger RNA, 1239 nt
Organism: Botrytis byssoidea
Lineage: Eukaryota; Fungi; Ascomycota; Leotiomycetes; Helotiales; Sclerotiniaceae
Exons: 5
Coding region: 637-1185 (182 amino acids)
Source: RefSeq, a predicted model, not a curated record